Molecule: messenger RNA, 2763 nt
Organism: Closterium sp. Naga37s-1
Lineage: Eukaryota; Viridiplantae; Streptophyta; Zygnematophyceae; Desmidiales; Closteriaceae
Source: the annotation of a GenBank genome assembly
AUGGCGGUCGACUCGCAAGAAGCCAUCCGCCUGGCGUUCCUUCUCGAGCCAGGCCACAGCGUCAGCAGUACGAAUGGUUUCGAUUAUCUUGGCACGCGACGGUUUCUCCUGAAGGCUAAAGCUCAAGACGCGACCCUCCAGCGACACCACUGGCAGCACGUGUCAGGAGUGGGCUACGCCGAUUUCCGCGCCUUCCUGCGCGCUCAGCGGGACACGUGGCGGCAGGAGCGCGAGGCAAGCAGGGAGGAGGAGAGGCGCGCAGCACCCGCAGCGCCCCAUGCUGACGUGGCACCUUCUCUCACACUUCCCUCACCCGCAUCGCCUCAUGCUGACGCGCACGGCGAGAGAGAGGUUGUGCGGGAAGUGGAGAAGGUUCGGAUGGACGGGAUGACAGUAGUUGAUGGCCGUGGGGAAGAAGAAGAAGGGUCGGAAGAACGUCUAACGAAUCCUGCCUGCGAGGCUAUUGCGGCAGGACAGAGCACCGUUGCUGCUGAUUCGAGUGCUGGUGCUGGUGCUGAUGCUGAUGCCAAUAAUAUUUCCGAGAGCACUGAAGCGUCUCCUCCUUUCACGAGCAGCAGGGUUGACUCUAUAGCUGCCGCUGUAGCAGCAGCCCUGGGAAAGUCAGAACCGCCUGUUACUGCGUCUUCUGAAGCUGCUCCCACUGCUGAAGGGCCCGAGGUGGAUGUUACUGCUACUUCUACACGUGCUGCUGCUGAUGCGGCUGUUUCUAAGCGUGAUGGUUUUGAAUCUGCUGGUUCUGGGCGUAUUGGUUCCACAGGCAGGGAGAAGCUUGAGGAUGGUGCAGAGGGUGUAGAGGGUGCAGAGGGUGAAGAGCACAGGGAGAGUGGAAUAGAGGAGGAGGUGGCAAUAAGGGUUAGCGCAGCCAGUGGCGCAGGUGCGGGUGUGUCUUCUAACGCGGAUAGGGACGGGGAGAGAGGGGGUGAGGGAGGCGGGAGUGAAGUAGCAGCAUCAGCAGCCUCAGCAGAAGCAGCGUCAGCAUAUCAAGGUGACGUCUCAAGGUCAACAUUUGCAGCAGUGGCUGAGUCAGACAGCAAGCAGCAGGAUAAAGACGGCAAGCAGGAGCACAACAAGGAGCAGGAUAGCAAGCACAAGGACGGCAAGCAGCCGCCGUCCCCUCCAUCCCUCCCUGCUGGCUUCACCUCUUCCAUUUGCAGCGUUCCCCCAGAAGCUUCUAGAAACGUUCUCCCUCCUACCCCUCCUCGCCCUGGUCCUGCCAAGGCAGCAGCGGCAGCAGGGGAAGCGGAGGGGAGGAAGGGGGCGAGGAGAGGGAGCGAAGGAGCAGGGAGCGAGGGGGGUGCGGGGAAGGCGCUGGAGACGAGGAAAUGGGCAGGGGAGGCGGUCGCAGGGAGGGGGAGUGGGGAGGUGGGGCCACCAGUGCGCAUGUGUGCUGUCUUCGAUGACUGCCUCGCCUCAGUGAACAAGGUGCAGUUCGCCCGGCACCACCCUGACCUGCUCGCCUACGGGGCAGCGGACGGCACGCUUCGCCUGUGCCACGUGCCGUGCAGCCGGUUGGGGAGUAAGGCAGGUGGCGCAGGGGGGAAGAGGGGCGCCGUGAGUGUGGCACGGGUGAAGCACGAGCUCAAGGGUCACACCAAGGAGGUCACAGACUUUGAUUGGUCCACGGAUGACGACUACCUGUGCUCGUCGUCCGCAGACAAGAGUGUGCGCGUGUGGGACGUGGGGUCGGGGCUGUGCCUGCGCAUCUCAUAUACCAUAGAAUCGACCCGCCUCUUUCCCAUCCGACUCCCAUGCUCCCAUCGCCUCCCAUCACCUCCCACCUAUCUAUCCUUCCAAUCCCACGUGGCAGACUUUGAUUGGUCCACGGAUGACGACUACCUGUGCUCGUCGUCGGCGGACAAGAGUGUGUGCGUGUGGGACGUGGGGUCGGGGCUGUGCCUGCGCAUCAUAUACACUGUCAUUCCGCAGACCUGCAUCAUCUUCCAUCCGCAAAACAACAAUUUCCUGGUCGUAGCAAACAGCAAGCGGGAGCUGACAGUGAUGAACUUCAGCACGGGGCGAGUGGUGAGCCGCGUGGCCAUGGACAGCAACGUCACUGCACUCGUGGCCGACCGAACCACCUCCGCCUCCUCUGCAGCAGCAGGCUCUACCACCAGUAGCACCAGCAGCAGCAGUGGCAGCAGUGGAGGAGGAGGAGCAGGCAAGGCAGCUGCAGCAGGAGCGGCGGGGGCGGGGAGUGGUGGGUUUGGAGGGGGAGCAGGGGAGGCGGACAGUGUGGUGUUUGUGGGCGACAGUGAGGGCGCCAUUCACAGCUUCACAGUGGACAAGCAGUCGGGCGCUCUGCAGCGCCGCCACAAGACCGUUGCGGGGGUCGUGCACCCGGCACCAGUUGCAUCGCUGCACUUCAGCCCGACGUCAGUGUUGGCGAAUGGACCGGUCCUCCUGGCGUGCAGCAAGGACGGCUGCGUGCGAUUCUACACCACCGCUCUGGAGCUCAACGGCUAUCUCUUCCUCAAGAUCUCGCUGCAGCUCUCCUCACGAGCCACCAACAUGAACGCCACCUUCUGCCCCCCGCUUGGGCCCUCGGGGUCGGGGGAGUACAUUGUGACGGGCAAUGCCGACCAUCACGUGUACUUUUACGACUUCAUGAAGCCGCGCAGUCCGCUCGUGGCCCGCGUUCCUGGUCACAAAGCAAUGGUGGUGGACGUGAGUUGGAACAACAGCAAUACUGUACUCGCCUCCUGUGACUGUGAUGGGGUGGUGGCGCUGUGGCAGCGGGUUUAG